GCUUAUUUCAAUUCAUUCUCUAUUCGUACAUGUCUGUUCUCACGCGAAAAAUUUUAUGGCGAUCGGGAAAUAGAUCGAAAGAAGAUACUGAUGUGAUGAUAUAUCCCAUCUUGAACCUUCCUACCUGUCAACAAAGUCUGAGGUCUGUUUGAUUUUAUUUAACAUAGUCUAACCAUGGAUAAGAUUCUGCUUGGCAUCGCAGCAUCUACCCACCCAGAGGGGGUCAAGAAAGCACUCUUCACAAAGAUGAUAUCCACGGCCUCAAAACCUUUGAACAAAGAAGAGGUGACAACAAUCCUUCAGCUUUCCUCGUCUUGGGUCAUCGGUGAAGAGGAGUUCCUACAGGACAUGGGCCAACAGAUAUUUCAGGCCUGGGCAAAGUACAACCCAGCAACAUAUGAAGAUUUCUUCUGUCAUCAGUUCCUUAUAUCAUCAUUUGGUGAAUCAAUAAACAGCCCUCUAAUGUUGAUCCAGUUCAUAAGUGACUGUUUGAAGACUGUCCACCUCAAGCACGAAACGGCCACCAAGAUCAUUAGGACAGGCGUAGUCAGUCUCUGCCGGAGGUUCCCUGACAUGGCCAUCCAGGGUGAGAUCUGCCGGCUCCUGCGAGCCAACCAAGACUGCAUUCCGGAGAACGAUUUUGCUAUCACCCUGUGCCAGACCCUGAUAACCAACACCAGCAUCCUGGAGAUUCCCAUCGGUGAUGUGGAGCUGAAGACCUGCAUGGCUGCAGUUGGGAGCGUCGGACAUCUCCUGCGGCUGAUCUGGUCCACCAAGCCAACCACCAUCAUCCCGUCCCUCCAGCACGUCUUCAACAUCAUCUCCACCUUCUCCGCCGAGGAGUCGCAGAACCCGUCCUUGGCCUUGGGCGCUCUGGUCCAGCAUAUCCACAUGAAGGUGGUUGAGGCAGUCACGAAGAGCGCGGUCUCUGACAUCUCCAUCACGGACGAAAGAAUGACUGUAGCCCUGCAGAGGAUGAUAGACUGGCUCUCCUGGCCAAGCGUUGUCAACAUUGAUCAAUGGAUAAUCACAUUCCUGACCAAUCUUGCCUCUGCCAACAAGUUUACCAUCCUCAUCAAAGUCACAUUGCUGACUGUCGAAACGAUGGUGUCACGGCUGUUUUUCCCCAUUGUCCGAGACUGUGCCUUCAAUGUGUUUUCUCAUAUGCUCCUCAGCUUUCAACACUCUCCAGAUGCCUUUCAUAAGAUCCUAGGUCAGAUACCAGAGCUGAUGCAGAGACUGCAUGCUGAGGAUACACCGUCCAGUCACAGCUUCAGGUCAAAGGUCGCUGAUCUAGUGUAUUGCCUGAUGUAUCACCAUGUAGGAUACCCAGAGCUCUAUGAUCCCCUCCUGGAAGCCCUCAAGGGUUUCCCCCGCCCGAGUGAAACAAGUAUGAUGGCCAGGCUGAAGCAGAGUGCCUGGACAUCGCAGAAAGGUGGCCUUGGAACGGAAUUCUCUUCAAGGUUCGAGCCCCGCUCUGAUACGGGCAAAACAGGCCUGGUCAACUUGGGAAACACCUGCUACAUGAACAGUGUCAUACAAGCUUUAUACAUGUCAUCAAAGUUCUGCAGUGAUAUAAUCACCUACCCACUCUUCAGCAGACAGAGUAUCAUGUAUAACAUACAACUUUGCUUUGCAUUCUUGGCUCAUACUCAGAGGGCAGCGUACGCUCCGAGGGAGUUCCUGAGAGCGUCAAGACCCCCUUGGUUUGCUCCUGGCUCUCAGCAGGACUGUUCGGAGUUCCUCAAGUACCUGUUGGACCGACUGGAUGAGGAGGAGAAGGGAUGGAGAAAGAUGAUGAAGAACGCGGCAGCAUCCAUCACCUCAUCGCUUUCAUCCCCAUCCUCUUCACCGAGACCUGAAGCACAUGAUCAGGAAUGUAUGGACAGAAGUGAUGUGCAGAUGGAAACAGAUACUGUUGGUUCCUCAUCCAGCUCACCCUCAUCUAGUGCAGGCCCACUUGCUUCUCUUUCUCUAUCAGGUUCCACUAUGCCAUGUCAUCCAACUGAUGGUGGGUGUCUUUCAGUAGAUACUGCCUCCUGCAGCAGCAGUAGCAGCAUGGCCAAGGACUCUGGUCAAUCCUACAAUCAGACAAGAUCAUGGUCCUCACCAAAGAUGAAAAAAGAUGAUGUAUUACCGUCAAGGGAAAGCAUUGUAGAGAGACACUUUGGCGGACAGUCAGCAACGCACAUCCGGUGCUUGAACUGUGGUACGGUGUCAAGUCGGAAGGAAACAUUUUUUGAUUUGCCACUUGGGUUUCCUGGAACAGAAGGAAGGGAAAAUUUACUUGGAGGACGUUGUGAUACCCCAGCCGAAGAAAGGCAGUCAGAGAAGUCGGACUAUCCUGCCAUGGAAUUAGCUCAGGAUAGUCGGAGUGUUGUAGGUGCUAGUGCCAUAGCUGCUGCUGUUGGACCCGAUCUUCAUAGCGGUAGCAGAUCAACAAGUGAAGUGCAGAGUUUGGCAGGUUCCAGCUCUGAAGCCAACACCACAAAGACUUCGCUUGAAGAUCUUCUGAGACAUUACUUCAGUCCAGAGCUCCUGGUAAAAGACAACAGGUAUCAUUGUGACAAGUGCCAGAGCUUGCAGGAUGCUGAGAAGUCUCUAGAAAUUAUCAAUGCACCAGAGAUUCUGAUCAUCACACUCCUGCGCUUCUCCUACGAUGUCAAACUUCAGAGACGGUGUAAGAUCAUGGAGGAUGUUCGCUAUCCCAGAAUUCUCCAUCUGGAUGUGAAUCCUUGCGAUGGUGACUGCAGUGUGGACGGGAACCAUGGUGGACCAUGCACAAAGAGGACUCGACAGAAUAGUAUGGGUACUGCCCACUGCUCCACAGAGAGAGACUCUGACAGGACAGUUCAGUAUGUCCUCAGUACAGUGAUAGUUCACUCAGGGAUGUCAUCUGAAAGCGGACACUACUAUUGUUAUGCGUGUGACGAUGUUGACGAUAUCCAGAGACAGCUUCUGCGGCAGAAAAAGAGCGAUAGGAACCCUGUUGAUGGUACCCAUCCAAAAACCAAUGAAAUGACCGAUGAAGAUCAUCUGCCCAAUAAAUGGUAUCUGUUUAAUGACAGUCGUGUUACUUCUUCCAGGUUUGACUCCUUUGGCAAGGUUACGCAGCGUUUCCCACGUGACACGGCUUAUGUUCUGUUUUAUAGGAAGUGUGAUGAUGAAUAUGGGAGUGGUGACUCUAUUGAUUCGGUAAUGCAGAAAGCCGUGCCAUCAUCGUCGUCGUCAUCUUCAUACAUGCCUUCCGUCUUGAAAGAGAAACAUUUGCGGAAAGAUCUCCAAGAUGCAAUCCAAAAAGACAACCUUCAUUAUAUUCAGGAAAGAGAGAUUGAGGCCCGUGAAGCGGCUUUAAGAAAGCAGCGGCCAGCCUCUGCAGCGAAGCCGUUCUACUCCAGGAACUUUGACGAUAAGAAUGACCCCCCUGGCGGGUGUGGUCUCGGCGGGGGAGGCGGUGGAGGAGGGCCAAGCCUCUCCUCCAAUAGGCUCGUCUUCUAAGGCUCUGUUCAGAUACGAUGGUGCAAAACUGCAGCAUUUGGUCACACAACCCUAACCAACCAUUUCAAAUUGUAAAUUGUAAUCCAACCUAAGAGGAUGUUGCAAGAUAUCAUUUGUAAUCAAUUUCCAAUUUCUGUUGCAAUUUUACAAUCAGUUAUCUGUAGCAUAUAAGUUUUAAACUUCUUGUUGCAAGAAGCAGCUUUGCUAUUGAUUGCAAGAUGUAAAGUUGAUUUUGGAGACCCAAACUAGCUAAAUUUUGCAAUUAAUCAUAGUUUUCUUGCAAUGCACCAUGGGUUAUCCAUGUUAUUCAGUUUUAGACUUUUGGUCUUGCAUUUAUUCUGGUUUCAGAAUCAGUACACAGUAAAAUUCAAAUUGGAAACAAAAUGAAGGAAAAGCGGAAUAUGCAUUCAAUCUUCAAAUGAAAUAAAGAUUCAACCAUGCCCCCCUUCCGAAAACUAGCACUGUAUUGAAUACAAUGCUGUCGUUUACAUGUAAACGAUUUUUGUUGCAGCUUAGCACAUCAUAUCUGACCGAGUCUUUUAAGGUAACAGAGUAAGUGAAUAUUGCAUUGAAUUGAAGCAGGUAGUGUUAUUUCAGAUAUGUACAUGUACUUAUUACUGGUCUAUACGGGUUAAUCCAUAAAGGCCUAUAUUUUUGCUAUUUAUACUGCUAUUUAUUCAGAAAUUUUUUAACUAAACUGUAUAAAUGCAUUUACUUGGAAGAGAGAUAGAUGUGGCAAUUUCGAUAUUCGUCUGAGAGUAUGAAACAUGUUUCAUGUGCGAAUUGGAAAAAGCACUGCUUAAAAUAAUAUAUAGUUAACUUUCGUUAACUCUUGCUAGAACAAAGAAUUUUUUUUUUUUUUUCACUGUCAAUGUAAUGAAUCUAUUAAAUUAUUUACAUCUAGAGAAGCUUGGGAAAGAAUGGGAGGAUUGAAAGAUCCCCGUUUGACCGCCCCACAGCCUCUAUUCCUUGUUCCCUAGGCUCCAUAAAAGAAAUCAUACGAUGCAUUAAGACAAUGUAAACACAUUAUGCCUCCCAAAUAUUACAAUGAAAUGAAUAAUGGUAUCAUACGACACAUACUUCACCAGAGCAUUAAGUCUUAUUCCAAGGUCAGCUAUGAACAGUAUACCCAUGAAACCUCAGUGAUGGAAUGUGUAGAGCCUUAUUUAAGUUCAAGUUUAUUUAUUUAAAACCAAAAACAUAACAUCAUAAUCAAAAUAGAUAUACAUACAAUGUAAAGGAGUACAUAAACACACAUCAAUUAGAUUAUAGCAUAGACGAAUUGGUUUUAGGACCCCUUUAAAAGCAAAGCUUGUGAGUGGGGCCCUGGAAUACUUAUGAUUAUUAACAUAGAAUAUAGGAAAUAAAAAAAGAGGGAAAACCCAAAAAACAAAAUAUUUGCACUAGGUUCAACAUCUUGACUCUUGUAUUUUUUUCUUUUCCUCAAGAUCAAUCUUUGUCAGAUCAUCUAUAAAGUAGAAGCCUUCUUUCUUUAGGGCAACUCGCUCCUCCUUCAUAACCUGAAUUUUGUC
Lytechinus pictus (painted urchin) is the source of this 5030-nucleotide messenger RNA. Its product is annotated as ubiquitin carboxyl-terminal hydrolase 38-like. Lineage: Eukaryota; Metazoa; Echinodermata; Echinoidea; Temnopleuroida; Toxopneustidae. The transcript has 10 exons. The coding region runs from base 175 to 3498 and encodes 1107 amino acids. Gene Ontology annotation, biological process: protein deubiquitination. Gene Ontology annotation, cellular component: cytosol; nucleus. Gene Ontology annotation, molecular function: cysteine-type deubiquitinase activity. The record is from RefSeq and is a predicted model, not a curated record.